GGGCCGGGGGGUCUCGGUGUCUGGGCUGACAUCGAUAUUUUUGGUUUUGGCUCCGCAGCGUUUUAAACACGGGGAAGGGCACGCGCCGAGUGGCAGCAGCUCCUCCGUGACAAAGCGAUUUCUAUUCCACGGCAGCUUUUCUGGGGGGAAACGAGACGUGAAUUUUUCCUGUCUGAGGGCUCGUUUUCCCCCACCAAGGCUCAGCUUAUCUAGAGAAAUCACAGUGUAGGUACGCGGUCGCAGCGGCACAUGUUAAUAUAUUUAAAUUCUGGAACAGGAGAACUCUUCUCUGAAUUCCGAGCCCAUUAAUUUCAGUCCCCGCUGAGCAUGUUCACUUUCGGCUUGGCUGAAGAGGAAAUAAAGGCAGAGCAGGAGGUGGUGGAGGGGAUGGACAUCUCCACUCGAUCCAAAGAUCCUGGCUCUGCUGAACGCACAGCACAAAAAAGGAAAUUUCCCAGCCCUCCACAUUCCUCUAAUGGCCACUCACCACAAGAUGCAUCAACAAGUCCUAUAAAAAAGAAAAAGAAACCUGGUCUAUUGAACAGUAAUAAUAAAGAGCAGUCAGAACUAAGACAUGGUCCGUUUUACUAUAUGAAGCAGCCACUCACCACAGACCCUGUUGAUGUUGUACCGCAGGAUGGACGGAAUGAUUUCUAUUGCUGGGUUUGUCAUCGGGAAGGCCAAGUCCUCUGCUGCGAGCUCUGCCCUCGGGUUUAUCAUGCUAAGUGUCUGAAACUGACAGCCGAGCCAGAGGGGGAUUGGUUUUGCCCCGAAUGUGAGAAAAUCACAGUGGCAGAAUGCAUAGAAACACAGAGUAAAGCAAUGACAAUGCUCACCAUCGAACAGCUAUCAUAUCUACUGAAGUUUGCACUACAGAAAAUGAAACAGCCAGGGACAGAGCCAUUUCAAAAGCCAGUUUCACUGGAUCAACACCCAGAUUAUGCAGAAUAUAUCUUUCAUCCAAUGGACCUUUGUACAUUAGAGAAGAAUGUUAAAAAGAAAAUGUACGGUUGCACUGAAGCAUUUUUGGCUGAUGCCAAAUGGAUUUUGCACAACUGCAUUAUUUACAAUGGGGGAAAUCACAAAUUGACACAGACAGCAAAAGUCAUCAUCAAAAUCUGUGAGCAUGAGAUGAAUGAAAUCGAAGUUUGUCCGGAAUGUUAUUUAGCUGCUUGCCAAAAACGAGAAAAUUGGUUUUGUGAGCCUUGUAGCAAUCCCCACCCUUUGGUCUGGGCUAAACUCAAAGGCUUUCCAUUCUGGCCUGCUAAAGCACUGAGGGAUAAAGAUGGGCAAGUCGAUGCCCGUUUCUUUGGCCAACAUGACAGGGCCUGGGUUCCAAUAAAUAAUUGCUACCUCAUGUCUAAAGAAAUUCCUUUUUCUGUGAAAAAGACUAAAAGCAUCUUCAAUAGUGCAAUGCAAGAAAUGGAGGUUUAUGUUGAUAACAUUCGUAGAAAAUUUGGAGUAUUUAAUUACGCACCUUUCCGGACACCAUAUACUCCCAACAAUCAAUACCAAAUGUUGUUAGACCCUGCAAACCCAACUGCUGGAACUGCAAAGACGGACAAACAAGAGAAAAUCAAACUGAACUUUGAUAUGACAGCAUCACCCAAGAUUCUGAUGAGCAAGUCUAUGCUGAGCAGCAGCACAGGCCGUAGGAUUUCACUGACAGAUAUGCCACGGUCACCAAUGAGUACAAACUCAUCAGUUCACACUGGCUCUGAUGUUGAACAGGAUGCAGAGAAAAAAGCAACUUCCAGUCAUUUUAGUGCCAGUGAAGAAUCCAUGGACUUUAUUGAGAAAAAUACAGCUUCUCCAGCACCAACGAGAACAGGGCAAGCAGGGAGCUUGUCAGGCAGCCCCAAACCUUUCUCUCCUCAAGCAUCAACACCAAUUUCUUCUAAGCAAGAAAGAACCUCCACUCCAGGAAGCAUUCUGAAUCUUAAUCUUGACCGUAGCAAAGCUGAGAUGGAUCUGAAAGAGCUGAGUGAGUCAGUCCAGCAGCAGAGCACUCCUGUGCAGCUCAUCUCCCCCAAACGACAGAUCCGGAGCAGGUUCCAGCUGAACCUGGACAAGACAAUAGAGAGCUGCAAAGCACAACUUGGAAUAAAUGAAAUAUCUGAAGCUGUUUAUACUGCAGUAGAACACAGUGACUCUGAAGAUUCUGAAAAAUCCGACACCAGUGACAGCGAAUACAGUGAUGAGGAUCAGAAAUCAAAGAAUGAUCAAGAAGAUGGUGAGGACAAGGAAGGUACAAGAAGUGACAAAGAAUCAUUGAGCUUGAAAAAAAAACCUAAGCCCCCAGCACAGAAUGAAGACAAGGAGGAACUUAAAAGCACAAGUCCAGAAGUGGAGAAAACAGAAGAACCGGUCAAGGAAAAGUCCAUUUCAGACACUGAAAAAGAAUUUUCCGAAAAGGGAAAAAGUUUACAGCAUCCUGCAAAAGAAAAGCUGAAAGGUAAAGAUGAAACAGACUCUCCAACUGUGCAUCUAGGACUGGACUCUGAUUCUGAGAGUGAACUUGUCAUCGAUCUAGGAGAUGAUCAUUGUGCUCGUGAAGGAAGGAAAAACAAGAAAGAAUCUAAAGAACCUUCUCCCAAACAAGAUGUUGUAGGUAAAACUCCACCCUCCUCCAGUGCAAGCACUCAGCCUCUACCAGAAACUCCAGUCCUCACCCGUUCUGCAGCCCAGACCCCCCCAGCUGGUGUGACAGCAACCACGAGUGCUGCUUCCACUGCCAGUGCUCCAUCUGCAGCCACAGGGAGCCCUGUGAAAAAGCAGAGGCCUUUGCUGCCCAAGGAAACUGCCCCUGCUGUGCAGCGGGUGGUGUGGAAUUCUUCCAAUAAAUUCCAGACAUCUUCUCAGAAAUGGCACAUGCAGAAGGUACAGAGGCAGCAGCAACAGCAGCAGAGCCAGCAGGCUCAGUCACAGCAGCCUCAGUCCUCUCAAGGGACGAGAUACCAGACAAGACAAGCAGUUAAAGCUGUGCAGCAAAAAGAGAUCACCCAGAGCACUUCCACGUCCACUAUAACCUUAGUCACAAGCACUCAGCCUAUUUCUAUGGUUACCAGUUCUGGAUCUGCAAGUACACUUUCUUCCUCACUAAACACAGACCUGCCCAUUGCAACAGCUUCAGCUGAUGUGGCUGCAGAUAUUGCUAAAUAUACCAGCAAAAUGAUGGAUGCCAUCAAAGGAACAAUGACUGAAAUAUAUAAUGAUCUUUCAAAAAAUACUACUGGAAGUACAAUAGCUGAGAUUCGGCGUUUGAGGAUCGAGAUAGAAAAACUUCAAUGGCUACAUCAACAGGAACUCUCAGAAAUGAAGCAUAACCUAGAACUGACAAUGGCUGAAAUGCGUCAGAGCCUGGAGCAGGAACGAGAUCGUUUGAUUGCUGAGGUGAAGAAGCAGCUGGAACUGGAAAAGCAACAAGCAGUGGAUGAAACCAAGAAGAAGCAGUGGUGUGCCAACUGCAAGAAAGAGGCCAUCUUCUACUGCUGUUGGAAUACCAGCUACUGUGACUACCCCUGCCAACAAGCUCACUGGCCUGAGCACAUGAAAUCGUGCACACAGUCAGCUACUGCGACACAGCAAGAAACAGAUACUGAAAUUAGCACAGAAACACUAAAUAAAUCAUCCCAACCCAGUUCAAGUGUGCAGUCUACACCCACAGAAACAGCCAGCACCCCUAAGGAAAAGGAAGGUUCAGCUGAUAAAAGCAAAGAGAGUGUUACAAUAGCAACAGGUGUGACAAGCAACCAGCCUAUAAAACUGGUCCAGGUACCACAGACCACCACCUAUAUUCCAACUACUCAACCCACAAUUGUAAGUACAACAUCAUAAUUUAAAGUCUGCAGCAGCACCGUGCCUGGCAUUAAAACUGCUCAGUAUCUCUGGGGGGUUGUCUCUGUCUGCUCUUCUAUCAAGGGAUGAAUUCACUGGUAGAGUCUCGACUUGCAGUGCAAAAUGUCUUCUUUUGCUGUGCAACAUUCCACCCCUUCAUUCCAUUCAUGAUUGCAAGGAUCCAGAGGUUGUUAAGUCUAGUGAAGGCACUGAGGACAGGCAGAUGCCAUUUCACAUUAUUGGUUCAUUUCAUGUAUAUACUUGACCACAACAUCAAUGUAAAUAUAUAGAAUUCAUUUUAAAUAUCUUUUAAAUAUCUUUUUGUCUAUGGUAUCCUAAAGAGAUUUAAUUAUUUCUGAGCUAUGCUUGAUAUUCCUGUGACAUCUCAGUACCUAUAAAAGAGAAUAUGCAUUUGUCAGCAGUGUCUCUGCCAUGGAGUCUUGCACAUUAGUGUUACAGAAUGAUGAGAAAUUGCAUUGGAAUCAGACCUUUUUUUUUUUCCCAUCAAAGGCUUAAGGACAGCUGAAUUCCCUAGUGUCAGUCAAAGGAGAUGGGACAGAAGUAAGUUUGAUUUUUGUAUUUAAUGCACCAUAAGAGCCCAUUAUUUCAGCUGGUUGUGCUCUGCAGGGCUCACGUCAGUCAGUGUGGCCCCUGAGCUGGCACUGCCCUGGUCCCAGCGCUGCCUCAGGUGGGGUUCAGCAGGGGAGCCCACGUGUGGGUAACUUCAGUUCAUUUCUGACUUCAAUCAGAUCAUUUAUAACAAUAACUAUGUACUGUUUUAACAGUGUACCCUAACCACACUGUGACUGGGAGGCCUGAUGUGCUGUCCAAGUCCCUCUGUCUGUCUCUCUCCUUGUGCACCCCCUACCAGCUGCAGGACACACCUGUGUGUGUGUCAGUGAAUACACCACAUGCACGAGGACAGAGAGUGUUUCACAGCCAUCAUAUUCCACACAAACUUAGUGGGGAUCGUGCUCUUAGUGGGGAUCAUCACAUCCCACAUUCCUCACAGCAUUUUAACUCCACUCCCUUGGUCUCAACUGAGAGCACUGUGCACCUUUGCAGCAUUGGCCCUGAGUUGCUUGGACUGAAUUACCAUUAACAACAAGGUUUUAUAUGUGUUUAAAAAUCCAACAGCAGACAUCAAAGGCGUUAGGCUUUUUUUUUUGUGAAGAGCUGUGAGGCUGUAAGAUCCUAAGGUGGUUUUGUGUAAUCAGAAAAAUGGCAGUUACUUUCAUAGGUUUUCUGUAACACAAAGUGUACUGAAGUUAUGUAAAGCAGAAUUGGAAGGUCUGAAAGGUUUCCAACUUUAUUUGUGCAUGUUUAUAACUUUGUACACAUUUGCAUUAGUCUUGCACAGCUACAGACACCUCUGUAUUCUAAUGACUGCACGUGCAAUUUAAAUGAUUUUAAACCUUAGUGCAUGUUUAAUAUGUAUGCAAAAUGUACAUAUGUGUAAAACUGGCAGAGGUGGAAAAUUUACCUCUCAGGGAAUGAUCUUAACACAUUUAAGGAGUCUCGCACAUUCCAUAUUCUGAUCGCGCUAAGAACUGAAACUUAAUUAUUUUCAUGUGUGUAAGUGUGUAUAUUUAAAAGGCGACUGUGGCAACCUUAAUUUCCCCACCUCUAGUACUGACAGUGACUUACAUAAUGGCUUCUUUAGGGUUCAGUUUGCACUUUGUGUCCAACUAGGAAUUCCUUCCUCUGAACAACUCCCAGUGUAUCUUCUGGGCACCAUUUCCAUGGAACCCUGUACACGCAUCUGAAAUCAUUACAAAAUGGCAGUAAUCUGGAAUUCAUUCAGAAAAUUGGUUCCAUGUUUGGUUUUGAUUCUUCCUGCAGUUAAAAUAAUGUAAAAAUAUGAAUCCAUCAUCUUUGCAUUCCAGGGGAUGGAACGAGUAGGCUUCUGGAAGGCACAGACUCUGUCUUUGUGGAAUACUAUUAAGACACUCGUGUGGUUUCUUGAAUCAGUGUGGGGAAACAUUGGGCUUCACUGAACUUGUAUUUCUUCUUCUGUGUUCUCUAUGGAAUGUCACACUACCACUGGGGGAAGAUCUGUGCAUCCCUUUCAGGUUCCUCAAAGUCUCACUCCCUGUCUCUUCCACAAGAUGUUGUGAACUGAAAUGGAUGCGUUUGUUUGAUCACCAGUUGUGCAUCACUGGAAUUGUAUUGGAACAUCCUUGCAGUUUGUAUGGUAGAGACAUUUCUAGACUUUCUCACGUUUUUGGAGGAAGGUUAAGAUACAGACUUAAGGUUCAAUAAAUCCUUUUACAGAUCUUCCAGAGUGAUGUGACCUUGACCAGAUUGUUUAACAUUCUUGUGCCUUUGUCUCUGCAUCUGUAGAAUCAAUUACCACCUAUAGAGAUGUCCUGAAACUCCAUUUGUCGAGAUGUAUAAAUCAUGAUCUGUAUGAUGGAAGUGAAAAGUUUAUUCUAUAUUAAUAUUUUUACAGGGUGUGUAAGACAGUUCCCAGUAAUGCUGAUGUUUUUGCUAUUGAUUUGUGCAAAAGUUAACUUAAGUACUUUUUUUGUUCAGAUGGAUGUUCUUUGUUCUCUUCUGUGUAGACUGAAUGCAUGGGGGAAAUAGUUCCUUUUGGGGAAAAAGAUUUAAGUAAUGUGUAACAAGAAUAUACUUAUAAACAAGGGUAUUUUUGUACUCCAGUUUGAUUUGUCAAAAACUUUUUCAAAUGACAAAGGAUUUUCUUAGCCCUUUUUCCUCUUCCCAUGUAUUAGUUUGCAGAAAAUACGUAACUGGAUGUAAUUCUGAGACCCUCACUCUCCAAGCACAGACAGCGUGUACAGUCCCUAUAGCACCUCCUGUCCCUGUAAUUCUAUAGCAGUAACAAGAACACACACAAACUCUUGGCUAUAGGGAAGUUAAAACACUACUUUGUCCCCUGGAACGAGGUAAUACUGCGGUUAUAAAGGUAUUAGUUCCUGCACAAAAUUGGCACUUGUUCUGGAUUUCCCCUGGAAGAUAAAUCUCUAUUUCUGUGGUCAUGUUUAUGUGACCUUUAACAUAACAAUCUGUUUCUCUUGGUUUUAAUCCACAGACCAUUCCUGUAGUGGUAAGUCCUUCUGCUGGGACAGUGGCAAUGAGAACUGGAGUUCAGUAUGUUCAGACCACAAUGCCAGUCCAAGUACGAAGAGUCUAACUGCUAACAAGAAGUCCAUACAAUUGUUGGAAUAAAUAAGUCUAAUAGAAAUGUGAAAAAUAAACACAGUUCUUUGGAUUAACCUCAAAGGUUCAGACUUUAGCUUUGUGUAUGUGUACAAAGCAUUAAUUACACUACAUUAAUGUAAAGCAUUAGUGCUGGCUUAGAAAAGCUGAGGACAGGUAAGAUCCAUAUUAAAUCUAUGCUUCUUUUGUAAAUAAUGUACAAUUUGUGGAUGUCAUUAGAGUACCAUCUCCUUUUUAUAUUUGUAUUGACUUUAACUUAUAAAGAGUGUUUGAAGUUGGAAAAGGAAGGUUUAAAACAGCCUUAUCACAACCUAAUGCUGAAAACUGGUCUUGGGAAAUGCGGUUAUGCAUCAAAUAAUACUAAGAAUCUGAACAUCUGUCUUUGCAUUUGGAUUGAAAAAAAUUUCUGCACUUUGAAACUCUUGUAGAGUUUCUUUGAACAACCAAGUGAUGAAGGAUACCUUUUUUCAGUUGAUUGCAUCAGGCAAAUUAUGACAUUUCCAAUCUGUGGAUCUGAAACACAAAGAUUUACGUUGUUUUUUUCAUAAUGACCAGACUAACAAAAAUUUCAUUUAGUCUAAGAUCAGAAAAGUGGGAAAGCGUAAUAGCAGCUGGUUGUAGAACGAUUUCUGAUCACUGACAUCGAAGACUGAGGAAAGUAAAAUUUGUUCCUGUGCUUCUUAUUUUUUAAAAAUUCUCCCAAAGGACUUUGAACAAGAAUUAGGUGUGGAGAAAACCACGGAUCAGGAAACACGGGCAAAGGACUUUUGAUGCUGGGCCAGAGCAUGUGUUAUUUAUAUGAUGGAAUUCCUGUUUUUCUGUAAGCAUGAAGCAGUGCAGUACGAGAGGAGCUCCCCCUGCAGAUGCUGUCUGUUACACUGAGACUGUAGUCCCAUUUUGUAUGUUGUGUAAAACGAAAGCAUUGAACAAAGCAAAGGUGAUGUAUGUAUAUGAGAAAAUUAACUGUAUGAUAUCAUUCCAGUACAUUCUGUUGUACAUUUUAGUCAUGUUGAUUUCUCCCAUUGUUUAUAUAAGAAUGCGGUUUGUACAGUCUCCAGCUAGUCCCCAGAUUAGAGGGAAAAAAGUAUUAGAAGGAAAAAAAAAAAAAAAGGCAAGAACAGAAUAUUCAUUAAUUGCAGUUGUGUCAAAACUAGCCUAGCUGGCCUUAUUUGUGAAGCAUAAUUGCUUUUAGCAUAUGGAAGUAUUUUUUCACAUUUUCUUUGUAUAAAAUUUGUAUUAAACUUAAAUAUCUUUUUUGACAA
Molecule: messenger RNA, 8279 nt
Organism: Pipra filicauda (Wire-tailed manakin)
Lineage: Eukaryota; Metazoa; Chordata; Aves; Passeriformes; Pipridae
Gene: ZMYND8
Product: zinc finger MYND-type containing 8
Exons: 21
Coding region: 328-3837 (1169 amino acids)
Biological process (GO): regulation of DNA-templated transcription
Molecular function (GO): protein binding
Source: RefSeq, a predicted model, not a curated record